AAUAAAACUAACCGCUUCCUCUAUGAUCUGGCACCACUUUUUAAGGUUGUGUGUGCCAGGAACUGUCUAGAUGAAAUGGUCAUUUUUAUCAUUUGGUACAUCCUGAAUGAGGAUGUUCUGACUUCCAUCACCUACACAGUGGUAACUGCCCUGCUGAAACCACUGGUGUACAGCCUGUGGAACAAAGAUGUGGAAGUAUCUCUCAAAGAAAACUUUCUUGUGAAAAAUAAAUCUUUGGAGUCUCUGAAAUUUAUCAGGGAGUGA
Phaethon lepturus (White-tailed tropicbird) is the source of this 264-nucleotide messenger RNA. Its product is annotated as olfactory receptor 5W2-like. Lineage: Eukaryota; Metazoa; Chordata; Aves; Phaethontiformes; Phaethontidae. The annotation marks the transcript as partial. The record is from RefSeq and is a predicted model, not a curated record. The transcript has 2 exons.